AUGAAAUCUUUAGAAAUAUUCUUACGGUUCGGUGUUAUACAACUUCAUCUUUUCGACGUUGUCGUUGACGAAAUUAACUUUCCUCAACACCUGCAGACAAAGUAUCAAGAUGUAAAAUCUCUUUAUCCGACAGAAGGCCGGCGUAAAUGGUGUUUGCGUGUGCUCUAUGACUCAUGGCCUCAGUUGUCAACUGUAUCCUCUCAUCCAAAUACGGCUGGAGCAGGUCCAACUGGACAAGCUUCGUACGAAUCCGAUCCCGACCCGACGGACCCUGUGCUCGAAGACGAAGAAUUAGGACUUAUUAUACGCACGGACUUUACCAACGACGACGCCUGGAAUAGCUUUUGUGGAAAGGUACAGGCGGCUCAGAAAGAGCUAUUAUCUGAUCUCUCCGGUGGAGGCGCAGAAGCAGCGGCUGAAGGUGGAAGUGAUGUAGCUAUGGAUGGCGUCCCACCACCACCACACUCUGUAACACCCGACGACGCCGAUGACGAAUCCGACUCUUCAAGUGAGGGGGCUGACAUCGUGAAGAUCUUAGAUCCUUCUGACCCAGCCGACAGGCUCAAGUUAACAGAUAUCUCAAAUUUGGCUGCUCUUCGCCUCUUUAACGAUGUCGAUAUUCGACCCGCACCCAUUCCUCCCACUGGUACCAAAAGAAUAUCACCUUGGAACCCUCUAAUCGACCAAAGUGGAUGGCAAGAAAUAUAUAGAGGCAAAAACCUAUGGAUCUACGAUUCCAAAUCUAUCACGGAUGAAUGUGUCAGAGUUGUAGGUCAAGAAGGAAAUUUUUAUGGCACAGCGACAGGUGAUAGCUGGCGCGCACGAGGGACACACGUCCCGGAACUUCAGUUCAAUAUGACUUAUCAAGGAAUGAAGAUAGACUUCAAUGGCCUUGACAAGUGGGACUGGAAUGAAAGAGCACGUAACCUCAACGAGUCUAGCACACUGUAA
This is a messenger RNA of Psilocybe cubensis, 951 nucleotides long. RefSeq lists its product as uncharacterized. The record is from RefSeq and is a predicted model, not a curated record. The transcript is spliced from 3 exons. Lineage: Eukaryota; Fungi; Basidiomycota; Agaricomycetes; Agaricales; Agrocybaceae. Bases 1 to 951 code for a protein of 316 amino acids.